Messenger RNA from Saccostrea echinata, 666 nucleotides. RefSeq lists its product as uncharacterized. The record is from RefSeq and is a predicted model, not a curated record. NCBI's taxonomy places the organism in Eukaryota, Metazoa, Mollusca, Bivalvia, Ostreida, Ostreidae. Bases 1 to 666 code for a protein of 221 amino acids. The transcript is spliced from 3 exons.
AUGCCAGACAAGGCUCCCGACAAUUUGAGUAAGGAAGAAAGAUCCGCCUUACAAUCAUUAAAGAAUCGGGAUGACAUUGUAAUCAAGAAAGCAGACAAAGGCUCUACAGUAGUAGUACUUGAUAAAGAGAUGUACAUGUCGGAGGCCAAUAGACAACUCUCAGACGAGCGUUUCUAUAAGAAACUGGACUCUGACCCUACUAAAGAAUUCUCCACCGCCAUCACCAAAACUCUUGACGAAAUAUACACAAAGAAUAUGCCAGGUAUGACAGGUCGUCCUAUAGUUAGCGCAAUUGGACAUCCCACGAAGAAAAUUUCUGAAUACAUUGAUUUACAUCUCCAUCCACACGUAGAGAAUUUGCCAUCCUAUCUUAAGGACACCACGGACUACAUUAACAAGACGCCCUCUACUGGCCUUCCAGAUCAUACCCUUCUCGUGACUAUGGACUUCACAUCUUUGUACACAAAUAUUCCGCACAAUGAGGGUAUCGAAGCCUGUAGAGAAGUCUGGGAUAGUAGAUCCAUACAAAUUCCUUCUACCGAGUCCCUUGCCAAGCUCCUUGAAUAUGUUCUCAAGUAUGACAACUUCAUGUUUAAUGGAGAACAUUUACUGCAGGUUAAUGACACUACUAUGGCCAACUGGCUGUCAUCCCUCACACACAUUUAA